GGAACGGCAAGGUACCAAAGCUUCACCUGCAUGGCUCUUGGUUUCAGCUUUGAAUACGAAGUUGAUGUGGAAGAUCGGGCGAUCAGUUUCAGUGGAUCGCCAACGGCAGGAUAUACUGGGAUUCGUACUCGAACCUGAGAUCGUGAGUAUGUUGGGGGAUCGAGAAGUCGUCAUCAUUGGCGCUGUCGCGUGCGGUUGGGGAUGGCUUGUUGACAGGACGCGACUUCAUGGCAGACUCGACACCAUUAGGCAUGCACUUUAUACGAGGGAGUCGUAGGCCUCCGAGAAUAGACACGGGAAUGGUGUGUCUGGUCGCAUCAUCGAUACAGCAAAGUCUUUGACACGAUCAGUAUCGAGGAAAGGGGGUUUCGGUGCGAAGGGACGUGAAUUCGGUCGCAAACAUGACCUUGUCUGUACGUGAACACAAGGCGACUACAAGUUACGAGUUGAGAGACCAGUUAUUUUCGUGGAUACGAAUAUGAGACCUGGCAAACUGCUGUUCACAGGCGAGAGGCUUCCCAUGAGGUUGACGGAACUGUGGAUUUCGGGGGGCCUUGUCAGUCAGUGCGAGUACGAGACGAUGGGAAACUUGAUGGACUUUGAUAUGGCAAUCCGGGUCUCCAGUGACGUCUUUCGAAUACUUGUACCAGGGUGGAACAAGGAAAAUACUGGGUCUCUGUAUAAUGUUCAGUAUGAUCGUCGGUGGCUCAAGGGGCACACACCAAGGCAUCAACCCGGUUCACUGACAGGUGUCUGUGCUGAGACUGAUCAACUGCUGAGUAUCGGGCUUGAUGAGAAUUCACCAGCCGAUCGCAAGAUGGAAUGGCAUGGGUUGAAAUGAACCUGAUGGUUUAGAAAGGAG
Messenger RNA from Exophiala oligosperma, 862 nucleotides. RefSeq lists its product as uncharacterized. Bases 479 to 841 code for a protein of 120 amino acids. The transcript has a single exon. The record is from RefSeq and is a predicted model, not a curated record. Lineage: Eukaryota; Fungi; Ascomycota; Eurotiomycetes; Chaetothyriales; Herpotrichiellaceae.